UUUCUUGGAAUUAACAAGCUCGCAAUUUUGGGUGUAUUAUUUGGAAAUUUUACAGCUUUAUUGAGUAAAACAGUUUAAUUUGUUGAUUUCUACCAUUAUUGGGACUUCUAAAUAAGUUUAGUUUCUAAUUAAGUAAUUAGAUCUAAGUUUCUUUUAUCAUGAUUUUUUAUCAAUUUAGUUUGAACUUUACUUUUCCCUGCUUGAUGGGGGGUUUUGUGUUUGGAUGAAAGGGGGAAUUGUAAUUAGUAAGGAAGGGAAGAGGGGCAAUUUUCUUUUUGGGGUUAAUUUUGUGAGCAAUUUUGAGGUGAAUUUUGUUUAAUUAAUUUAUUAUUAUUCAUGAUUUGUAAAGGUUGAUUAGCUAUAGUGGAAGUUAGUUUAGUUAGCAAAAUCUAUGGUAGGUUGUUUCAGAUCUCUAACCUGUUCUAUCUUCGCUUCUUAGGACUAAAACUUUCAUAAGGAAAAUGUUCUUUAGGUCCCUUUAUGCCGUUUCCCUUCCCUACUAACACAAGCAUUAAAUCUAUUGGAGAAUUUAGGUUAUUGGAGAAUUUACCUUUUUUAAUGUCCUAAUGUUUGACACUAUACAAGUAGCAUUUAGUUGUUCUUUAUGGCACUUGAUGAACCUCAUAAUGACUGGAGAUUGUUCGAUGCGGUUCAAUUGUGCCUUUUAAGAUUGAGGGGUUAAUGCUCAUUAGGUUGUUGCACACUCACAUUCCCAUACAAUGGACUGGAAAAUCCACGUUGAAUGUGCUUUUAGUGCCUACGAGAUUGAUAUGCGAUUUUCAGCUUGAGGUGGGGCAUAAAAACCAAUCCUUUGUUCUGUGCACAUUUGAUUUAUUAUUUGUGUGAAUCCCGUAUGAGGAUGCACUUCAAACUCAAACAUACUUGGGAAUUUGACCUUGUCUGUCCAAGAGUAGCAUCGAUAUUGGCAAUAUGAUAUAUCUAUAGUGUUAAAGCCCCUUUCUUGCGGUAAUAAUCAUGGUAUUAUGUAGUUGAAAUGGUGACACUCCCACAGUUAAAAUUGGGUCCCAUCGAUGAGGUCCCUUUGAAACACUAUCACUUAGCCCAUGCUCACAAAUUACAAGGGAUAGCUCUAGUUCCAGUUAUCCCACUUAUCCCACCUGACGGGCCUAACAAGAGAUUCCCCAGAAGGGUAAACAAAGGGUGGUUUUAGUUCAUCCAUUGGUGUUUCAAUGUGAUCUCUUCGAUAAUCCUAAUCCAUCGAAGGUCCGUGAUUCUUGAUCAUCCAAUUGCUUAACUCAAUGAGCAUAUUGGUGACAUGGCAGCAUCAUUAAGUCCCGCUCUUAUUUCUUCUUGUUGUACCAACACUUCUCUGGUAAGGAUCUUAGUUAGGGUAGAUAUAAAACCCUGCAAGUGUUCCCUACAUCUAUAAGGAUCUUAUUGCAGUCUGGGUUUUAUCCUCUGUGUCCUAUUUUGAUCAACUCUGAUAAGACAAGUCUUGGCAAAAUUCAUUCGGACCAGAAAUCUCCUCCUUAAGUUCUUGGGCAAGAUUCUUUUAAGAUUAGACAUCAGCUUCUAUGCUAGAUACCCUCCUCCCUAUGAUUCUACAUGUGUCUCUUCUAGUUGUACAGUCUCAUAUGUAGUCUAUUGACGGAGACGGUUGUCUACCAGUUUCUCUGUGGGCCUGUGCAUCUGUGGACUGGCUACCAGCAACAAUUAUUAUCCUAGACGGUUUAUAUCUAAGCAUAUUUAGGCUAGCUUGGCUGUGAAAUUUUCACCUAGGCCUCCUGAACUGCCUGAUUGAAAGUCUUGUUGUUGACUUCCUAACUUUCAUGCCCUCGUACUUACCAUAUCUUGGUUAGUUGUUUCUAUUGUUAACUGUUGCGGUUGGGCAGAAAAUUAUUUCAUAUUUAGUGUUCUUCUCCAAUAUAGGUUUUCAGCUUGGCUUAGCUAGCUGCUAUAGCUAUCCUCAGUGCAAUUUAGGCACUCCUUUCUAAGGUGGUAAUCUUAUUAUCCUAUUAGUGAAAUCUUGGCGUAGGGCGACAAAUCCUUGAAUUCACAAGUGUCUCAGUGAAGUAGGUGGCUCAAAGAAAUUUGCUUAAAAGAAUCGUAUGCAAUUAUACAUGCAUCAACGAAUAUGGAGAAAAGAAAGUCACAUUCAUCGGGGUGCUAUUCAAUGGAAAUUACAUUCACUUAUCUGAAUAUAGUUCUAAAGGAAGUUCACCGUUUUGUAGAAAAUAAAGAUUCUAAUCCUUGAAAGUUAUUGAAGAAUGAUCUAAAAAAAGAAUUGACAAAGGAAAGAAGGAAAUAGUGCUAACCCUUUAGGUCGAAAUUUAAACAAGAAGGCUUUGAAGAAUGAUCUUGUGUUUUUGUGGGUCAUAGGUUAUGUCUUUUCCACUCACUUGCACUUUCUUUACCUAGGCUUCUUGGACCACAAGAUGUUCAUUUUCCUGCCAUUUUCACCCCGGGGUGAUUUCCAUUUGCUCGAUUUCCAUGGAAAUUAUAUUCUAUCAUCUCUCCCUUCCCACAAUCCUCUAGUGAUGUGGGGUUUCCCUCUCUAUUGAUUCCUUUUCUUGGAUUGACAGCUGACGUACUUCUUUGACCCUUGGCUAGAUCCCUUCUGCUUGGCUGUUACUUAAUUUCUUCCUUGGGCUCACAUUUUAAUUGCUCGUUUAGGACUAGCUGACAUUUUGUAGGUUGAAAAGUGCACUCUAAAACUGACUGAUUGGUUGUAUUUUGUAGUUUCAAAAACUAUUAUCACUUGUGAAUUGUAGCAGUGAUGUGGCUGAAAAAUAGCUUAGUAUGUGUCAGUACAUGUGAGAUACAAUAGUUGAAGUUUUCCUAGUUUUAGUACAUUACUAGGUUGUUCUUUUGUCUUGUGACGCCCUUAUGCUUAUGUAUGUGAUGUAUAUGAAAAAAGAUGAUGAGAUUGACGACAUAGGGGUAGUUUUAAUUAUUUUAAUCGAACUAAAAAUGAAAAAUACAAGUAGUUAGAUUAUAAAGAAAAGUAAAAGUUAAACACAUCCGACAUCAGAUAUCGUACUAGUACCUGUUGACUAGAGUUGCAUCGGAAACAAGACAGAGUAAGGAAAGUCCAAUUCAUUUUGGGCAAUCGUUUCAAUUCAAAUUUAAUGCAAUGAGAUCUAGUAUGAAUUGGCGAUCAGAACGUAUAUGUAUAAAACUUGUAACAGGAUCUCGAAAAGUAAGUUAAUUUCUUCUGGGCCUUUAUCCUUUAGGGUCAUUAGGAUUCUUAUUGGUUGGGAUUUCCAGCUACCUUGGUAGGAAUUUGAUAUCUCCCCCUCAGCAUAUUAUUUUUUCCCUUGUAAUUUGGGAACUUGCUAGUUUACGAAAUUAACUACACAAUAUAGUAUUCCGAACAAUUACACACAAUUUGUAACCAUGACUUUGCAUUUGGUUCAAUGGUAAGGUUGACUGUUUUUGCAUUUGAUUAGCACUUAACUACUUAAAUUCAAUGCUUUCAUGAUGCAUCUCAUGGGAUAGGUUUUGAUCCUUCACAUCAUAUUGGAUAGGAUUUUUGAUAUCUCACAAUAUUUGCUGAGACCUUACCGGAUCUGGUAGUGAUUGGCCUAUGUAAUGGGGGCAGCCGAGGAGCAGACACCUCCCAAGCCUUCAAAAGCAACAAGUUCAGCACAGGAGACUCAGGCGGGAAUGCAACCAUAUCCUGAUUGGCAAGGUUCCAUGCAGGCAUAUUAUGGUACUGGUGCCGCACCUCCUUUUUUCCCCUCAACUGUUGGAGCUCCAGCACCUCAUCCCUAUAUGUGGGCGGGGCAGCACCCUAUGAUGCCACCUUAUGGUACUCCAGUCCCUUACCCAGCUUUAUAUCCUCCUGGUGCCGUUUAUGCUCAUCCUAAUAUGGCAAUGACUCCAAAUCCCGCUUCUGUUGUGGAAACUAAAGGGAAAAACUCAGAUGUAAAAGAUCAGAAUUCCGUGAAAAAAUCCAAAGGAAAUUCAGGCUUGGGGAAUGAAAAGGGAGUUGAAACUGCCAAAGCAACUUCAGGCUCUGGAAAUGAGGGUGCCUCACAGAGUGCUGAAAGUGGAAGUGAAGGCUCAUCUGAUGCUAGUGAUGACAACAAUCAACAGGAACACUCUGCAACCAAAAAAGGAAGUUUCGAUCUGAUGCUUGAAGAUGGGGCUAACGCACAACAUCAUUCGGUGAAUGCCAGUGCUCAGGGUUCCGUGCCCGGGAAACCUUUGGGUGUUGCUCCUAAUCUUAACAUUGGCAUGGAUUUGUGGAAUUCCUCUGCUGGCGGAGCUAAGUUGAGACCAAGUACUGGAGUAGCAUCUGGUGUUGCUCCGGCAAUGGUUGGACGCGAAGGGCUUAUGCCUGACCACCAAUGGAUCCAAGAUGAACGUGAACUUAAAAAACAGAAACGCAAACAAUCUAAUAGAGAGUCAGCCAGGCGAUCAAGGUUGCGCAAACAGGCUGAGUGUGAAGUACUGCAAAAAAGGGUUGAAUCUCUGAACAAUGAAAAUAGCAACCUCAGAGAAGAGCUCAAGAGGUUAUCUGCCGAAUGCGAGAAGCUGACCUCUGAAAACAAGUCCAUUAAGGAGGAGCUAACCCAGACAUGCGGACCAGAUAGCUUACAAAGUCUUGAAGAAAAUAACGCUUCUGGCGAAGGCGAUAGCUGAAACGAGAGCUUAUUAGAUUAGUACUUCUUCAGCUCAGCUUAAUUAAAGUAUCUGACCAAAACAAGAUUAGGGGAAUAAUAUGUUUUUUAACACAGCUUAUACCAUUUUUUUUUAUUUUUUUUUCUUCCUAUUUUCGCCAUUGAUGACGCUUGUAAUGUGAUUUCUCUCAGUUUGUGCGUUUCAGUUAUUAUUAUGUACGACCUCACUUGUCUGAGUAGAACCACUGUAUAAAGAUAAAAGUACGUUUCGGCUAAGUUCUCUGUAAUUGAGUGUUCAAAGUGUGUAUUUAUCAGAUUAUUUGGAGUUUUAUACUGUGAUUUUAUCGAAUUUGUAGUAUAAUUUGUUGACA
This is a messenger RNA of Spinacia oleracea (spinach), 4957 nucleotides long. Its product is annotated as G-box-binding factor 1. Lineage: Eukaryota; Viridiplantae; Streptophyta; Magnoliopsida; Caryophyllales; Amaranthaceae. The record is from RefSeq and is a predicted model, not a curated record. The coding region runs from base 3553 to 4608 and encodes 351 amino acids. Gene Ontology annotation, biological process: regulation of DNA-templated transcription. The transcript is spliced from 11 exons. Gene Ontology annotation, cellular component: nucleus. Gene Ontology annotation, molecular function: DNA-binding transcription factor activity; sequence-specific DNA binding.